AUGGCCACGGCCACGGCCACGUUGGUUCGCGGCGCCUCCCCGCGCCUCGUCACGGGCCACCUCCUUUUCCUCGCCGUCGCUUCCCUCCUCCUCCUCCUCUUCUUCUCGCCGCGGGCCGCCGCGCAACCGUGGCAGGUCUGCGGGAACACCGGCAACUACACGGCCAAGAGCCCCUACCAGUCCAACCUCGAAAGCCUCGCCAAGGCACUCCCCGCGAACGCGUCCCGCUCGGGGAACCUCUUCGCGACGGGCAGUGUCGGCGCCGUCCCGGACGUCGUCUACGCGCUCGCGCUCUGCCGCGGGGACACCAACGCCACGGCCUGCGGCUCCUGCGUCGCCACGGGGUUCCAGGACGCUCAGCAGCUCUGCGCCUACGACAGGGACGCGGCCGUGUUCUACGACGCCUGCUACCUCCGCUUCUCCAACCAGAACUUCAUCGCCAGCACCACCAACAACGGCGAUCCCAUCAUCCUCAUGAACACGCAGAACGUGAGCUCGCCGGUGCGGGCGUUCGACGCCGCCGUCGCCGUGCUUCUCAACGCCACCGGCGACCACGCGGCGGCGAACGCGUCACGUUUUGGCACGGGGGAAGAGGGUUUCGACGCAAGAAGCGACCCCACCAUCUACGGGCUCACGCAGUGCACGCCGGACAUGUCGUCCGCCGACUGCCGGAGCUGCCUUGGGAGCAUAAUCUCGGCGAUGCCGCAGUACCUCAGCGGAAGGCAGGGCGGAAGGAUUGUAGGGAUGCGCUGCAAUUUCAGGUACGAGGUGUAUUCUUUCUUCUCCGGAGCCCCCUCGCUACGUCUGCCAGCGCUGGCGCCGCCACCGGCGCCAUCUCCUGCGCCAUUUAACGUGACGCCAACGGCAACCCCACCAGGAACAACAGGAAACAAAACUGGUAGAGUUUUAGCCAUUGCACUGCCUAUAGUUGCUGCAAUACUAGCUACUAUAGUACUUUGUUCAUGCCUCUGGAGGAGGAAGAGGAAAACACCAGGGAAGUCAACACUUCCAGAUACAACUAAUCCAGAGGACAUACAAAGUAUUGAUUCUCUCAUUAUUGAUAUAUCAACUUUGCGAGCUGCAACAGAAAACUUUGAUGAAGCCAAUAAGCUCGGUGAAGGAGGUUUUGGUUCAGUAUAUAAGGGAAUCCUCCCUGAUGACCAGGAAAUAGCAGUGAAAAGGCUCUCACAGACUUCUAGACAAGGGAUGGAGGAGCUGAAAAAUGAGCUUGUAUUGGUUGCUAAGCUGCAACACAAGAAUUUAGUGAGGCUUGUUGGGGUUUGCUUGGAGGACCAUGAAAAAUUGCUUGUCUAUGAAUACAUGCCCAACAAAAGCCUCGACACUAUUCUAUUCAGUAUGGUGUGGGAGCACUGGACGACGGGAACAUUGAUGGAGAUCAUGGAUUCAUCCUUGAGCAGCCUUGCUCCGCGAGACCAGAUGUUGAAGUGCAUCCACAUCGGGCUCCUUUGUGUUCAAGACAACCCCGGAGAUAGGCCGAUGAUGUCUACAGUGAAUGUCAUGCUUAGUAGUAGUACGGUGACCCUCCAAGCUCCAUCUAGGCCGGCGUUUUGCAUCCCAAAGAGUGGCUUCAACUCAGAGAUGAACUCAGAAGUGUACCCAGGAGCUUCACAAUCUGCAAGCAGAUCACCUAUGUCGCUGAAUGACGUUUCAAUCACUGAGCUUGAGCCCAGAUGA
Messenger RNA from Miscanthus lutarioriparius, 1695 nucleotides. The record is from the annotation of a GenBank genome assembly. Lineage: Eukaryota; Viridiplantae; Streptophyta; Magnoliopsida; Poales; Poaceae.